AUGAAUAGCAACGAAUUGUUUUAAACUUCUGAGAUUAAACUUAACAUUUAAUCUAUUGAUUAGCCUUUGAGCUAAAAUUAAGCUGAAAAUUCUACAAAGACUGAGGAGACAACUUCUGAGAUUAUCAUUGAAGAGAUCGUCAUUCCUCAGACUGAGAACAAUACUGAACAAUAAGAGGAAAUAAAGCAGGAUCAAAGUGAAAAAGAACAACCUAGCAAGGAUGAAGCUUACGUUUUGAGAGAUAGAAAUCAACUUGACAAGAUGCUUGAUGGAUGCAGAAUAAUGGGAGGACAAAAAACCACCGACUAGAUGAGGUCGAUCUGGGAUGUCCAAAAACUUGAGACAUAGAAUGACGAUAUUCACAAAGGAAAGGUGAGUUUACCUGCUUCAAUGUUUUCUGACUUUCUUGAGGUUACUUAUGAGAACGAAAAGGACUUUGAAUACUUUGUCAGCAACAUCAUGAUUUAAUUCUUGGCUAAAUUCAAUGAUCGAGCCCUUGAGUUUCCCGAAGUUCUUGAUCCUUAGGCAAGAGCCUUAAUUCACUGCAUGUGCAACUUCAUUGGUAUGAGAAGCAUAUCUGUAGGUAAGUCUAAUAAGAACAACCGAAAAGUACUCAUUUACCCAAAUGGUCUGUUCCCAAACGUGACUGAAAAGGAGCUCAAGAGAAUUGAGAAGGAGAAACAGAAAAUAAGAGAAAAGUUUAUGAAUGCUAACAUGGCAGGCAUCCCUAGAGAGAACCCUGUCACUAUGAGGGAAAAACUAAUCAGAGAGGUUUAUUUUGAAAAGAAAGGUAUCAAGGAUGAGAAUGCUGAAACAUUCUGGGAAGGUCCAAUCCAAGUAAGGAUAGAUGAACUCAAAAGAAAGAUGAGAGUUUAUGAGAAAAAUCUUCAAAAACUAAGAGACAAAUAUGCUUAAGACUAGGCAAAAUCUAAUAGAGUUGCAUAGUCUCUAAGUGAUUCAUCUAGUUCAGUCUCUGAGGACUAAGCUAUUAUUUUACAUGAUUAAGAUAAAAGAAAUGAGUAAGAAGAGCUAAAAGCAGACUUUGAAUAAACUUAAUCGGAAAGCAGAUCUACUUCCUCUAAAUCUUAGUCAUCAUUUGGACAAACUCUCCUUAAGAAAAGAAUGUAUGGGGAUACUCAGAGUGAAACUGACCUUGAACAAAUGGAUCAAGAUCAAAAGCAGGAGUACAUUGAGAAACUAUAAAGGAUUAAGAAGCAAUAGCAAGAUGACUAUCUCAAAAGAAAGCAAUAUCAUAAAGAACUUAAGAAGGCAACUCUAUAAUCUUUCAAAGAUCGCCCUGAUGAAAUCAAAGAUAUUAAAUGUAUUGCUCAAUGUAAAGGUAAAACUACAAUUAAAUGGAUCAAGCCUAAUGAAAACAAUUGCCCUAUCACAGCAUAUAAGAUUUACCUUGGCUAGAAAAUCAUUCAUAGAGGAGACUACUUCACAUGGAUGGACACUAUUGAUGAUAAAGACUCAAACUCAUCUUUAUCUCUAGACUCUGAAGGAGCAUCCUUCAUUGAAAUUGAAGAACUUUCCAAAGAUACUCUCACUUACACUUUUGAUAAUCUGGAUGAUAAUACAGGCUACUAUAUCAAGAUCACAGCUGUUAAUGAGAUUGGAGAAGGUUAUCAAGGCAAAGCUCUUUAUGUUCAGACACCUAGCUAUGAGAAUAUCUCCGCUUAGCUCUUUGUUUGGGGAUCUAACUCACAUUCACAACUUGCCCUUCUUGAUGACUCAAUUGAUCAGACUUUCUACAACGAUAAUUAAAUGAGAAAAGUAAGAAUAUUUAAAAUUUACAAUGUAUAGAUAGCCAAUAACCCUGUAUUUGAACGAGGUGGUAUCUUAAACUAUUCAGCAGGCAAUAAUACUUCUCUAUUCCUUUAUCAAUCUUCGAUAUCUUAAAUGCCUGAGAUAAUUCAAUCAGGAGCAAGUGUCAUUGCUAUUGAUGAAAGUGAUACUAGACAGACUUUCACAGAAAAGCAAAUAAAUGAAAUUGAGAUCGUCCCAUCUGUACCCUUCAAGAUUGAUUUUAUGCAGCCAGUGGUCAAAGUCUCUUGUGGUAGUAUGUUCUCUGCUCUUCUUACAAGUACUGGGGAGGUAUAUACUUGGGGAAAUAAUCAGUUUGGCUAACUUGGAAUAAACAAUUCCUCUAUAAUGAUAGCUCUGUCACCAUAAAGAGUGCAAUUGGAAGAUUCAGUCAUUGAUAUAGCAGUUGGCUUUGAUCAGUGCUUGGCUUUGAAUGACUCUCACUAGGUUUAUGCAUGGGGUAGGAAGAUGGGUAUCUAUCCAAAAUUCAAUCUUGACUUUCACAGUAUAAAAAGAGCAUAGUAGACUUAGUAUGCUGACAUUAACUAACCACUGCCUAGACUGUUGAAAGAAAACCUGAUCUAUUAUAAAAUCUAGAAAUUGAUUACUGGCUAGUCAAACUGUGCUUUGAUCUCUUAAGACGGCGACUUGCUUAUUCAGGGAUUGAAUGAGUCUGGUCAGCUUGCUAUGGGCCAGGAACUUGGACAAGAAUUGAUAUUCUUCUCAGAUUUCAUGAAAAAGGACUAUUUCACACAGUAUAACUUAAAAGUAUUAGAUGCUAGCUAUGGGAUGUCACAUUUGAUAGUGCUCUGCUAUGACACAGUGUCCAAAUCUAACAGAGUGUUUGGCUGUGGAUCAACAAGAUAUGGCUAGUUAGGAUUUAAUGACAAGAAGCCUCUGCAUCAGUUCAAAGAAAUCACUUCAAGUAGGAUGAUAGCUGGAGAUGAGGUAGUAUAAAUUAGUGCUGGCUCAUUGCAUUCUUUAUUCUUGACAAAGUCAGGUAAGCUCUAUGGAUGUGGCUAGAACAUUGAGGGAUAACUUGGUAUUAAUUUAGAUAGCUAGACUGGUUCUAAACCUAAAAAGAACUAUCAUGAGAUUAUGGAGAUUGAUUUCCCAUUUAUAGCUAACUCUGCUGAAGAUGGAGGCGUCAAAAUCAGUGGUACUGCCAAUGAGAUUUCAUAGGGCAAAUGUUUUAUCAAAAUCAAGGAAAUCUAAUGUGGCAGUUUAUAUUCAAUGGCUCUUGCUGAAAAGAUUUGA
This is a messenger RNA of Stylonychia lemnae, 3063 nucleotides long. NCBI's taxonomy places the organism in Eukaryota, Ciliophora, Spirotrichea, Sporadotrichida, Oxytrichidae. The record is from the annotation of a GenBank genome assembly.